AUGAGUGACGAGGUCGCAACAUGUACAAGUUAUCCGAAGCGCUAUUUCAACGCUUCACAAACAUGGGACCACUGGAACCCACUCACAGCCACCGACAUCCACGCGUUACGGACUGAGUCAGGCUUCGAAGGACAGAAGAUCUACUUCUUUGGUUACCAUCCCAUCCGAUACACGCGCGUCGUGGGUAUUCUUGUCGACAUCGAGUUACGCGGUAGAUAUACGAUUUUGACCAUCGAUGACAGCAGCGGGGCAUGCAUCGAUGUCAAGAUCGAAGCGCGCAGGGUUACGCGAGGCGAUAAUGCGGAGUGUCCUUCCAAUACUACAGUGGAUAAUGUAGACAUCCAUGUAAUCAUUGGCAGUGGGCCGACAAUUCACCUGCACCGCAAGCCGCUGGAGAUUGGCUCUGUGCUGAAAGUCAAGGGCACCAUCUCCGCCUUCCGAGGCGUGCGGCAGAUCGAGCUGAAACGCCUCUUCACCGUGGACGACACGAACGCGGAAGCUCGCGCAUGGGCGGAGACGGCGAAGUGGAAGCGAGAUGUGCUGGCUGAGGACUGGAUCCUGACGAGGCAGCAACAACACGAGAUCGAUGAGAGGUGCCGGCAGGAGGAGCGCAAAGCGUUUGAGUUGUCGAAGAAAAGGCGAGAGUGGCACAAUAAGUACGGUGCUGCGAAGCGGACGUACGAUGAGAAGCGCGAGGCUCGUCGAAGGGAGAAGGAGAUGAGGUAUAAUGCGGGUGCGCUGAAGGGCAGUCAUCUAAUCCCAGCGCCUUGGGACUGA
Messenger RNA from Baudoinia panamericana UAMH 10762, 777 nucleotides. RefSeq lists its product as uncharacterized. The record is from RefSeq and is a predicted model, not a curated record. Bases 1 to 777 code for a protein of 258 amino acids. The transcript has a single exon. Lineage: Eukaryota; Fungi; Ascomycota; Dothideomycetes; Mycosphaerellales; Teratosphaeriaceae.